AUGUCAGCCGUCAAACAAGAAGAGCUACGCAGUGAAUUUCCUUUUUUUCGUGAACAUCCUAAUUGGAUUUUUUUGGAAAAUGCAGGCGGCAGCCAGGUGCCUGUAUCAGUGAUUACUUCUAUUUCAACAUAUUAUUCAAGAUCAUAUGUUCAAAUUGCUGCUCAAUAUGAGCAAUCAAAGGAAGCAACACAAAUAGUGAAAGAAGCGCAUGAUUUUUGUCGCGAAAUCAUGAAUGGUAGUGGCAUUGGUGAAGUUGUUUUUGGUUCGAGUACUACUCAGUUAGUUCAUACGUUAGCUCACGCUUUCGAUAAACUGAUCACAAAUGUAGAUGAUGAAAUAGUUUUGACCAAUAUUGCACAUGAAGCUAAUUAUGGUGCUUGGACUAAAUUGCAAGGAAAAGUUAUCGAAUGGAAAGCACACGAUCGAAUAAAUAUUGAUGAUCUAUCAGCUUUAUUAUCAGAACGUACACGAAUUGUGGCUAUACCACAUGCGAGUAAUCUUAUUGGUGAAGUUUUAGACGUUGAAGCUAUUGUGAAACUUGUCCGACAAAAAUGUCCCCGUGCUCGUGUUAUUGUUGAUGGUGUAGCAUAUGCUCCACAUCGAGCUAUAGAUGUUCGCCAGUGGGAUGUUGAUUUUUAUGUAUUCAGUCUUUAUAAAGUCUAUGGUCCUCAUUUGGCUGUUUUAUAUGGCUCAAAUGCUGCUUGGAAAGAACUUAUUGAUAUAUCAGCUGGACCCAAUCACUUUUUUAUUCCACAAACAGAUGUUUCAUAUCAAUACGAACUCGGAUGUAUUAGUCAUGAAGCAUGUGCAGGUGUUUUAGGCAUCAAAUCCUAUUUUGAGCAAGUCGCUAAUGCUCCUAAGGAUCAACCAACAAGAAAAACAAUUGAACAAGCAUACAAUAUAUUUGCUGAUUUUGAACGUCCACUUGUUGAACGGCUUGUUCAAUAUCUUUUUACAAAACCUGACGUAAUUGUUCUUGGCCAACGGUCGACCAAAAAUCGAUUACCGACUAUUAGCUUUAGUUCAACGCGUUUAUCGUCAACCGAUAUUGUCAAACAUCUCCAUGAACAUAAAAUAGCUUGUCGUAAUGGUCAUAUGUAUGGUUACCGAUUAGUGACAGCUAGAGGAUUAGAUAUUAUUGAUGGUGUAGUUCGCCUUUCUGCGCUACACUACAAUACCAUAGCUGAAAUAGACAAAUGUAUUGAAAUACUUGAUCUAAUUUUAUCGAAUACCGAUCAUACGCCUGAGACAAGUGGGCCCAUACAAGAUUAA
This is a messenger RNA of Rotaria socialis, 1272 nucleotides long. Lineage: Eukaryota; Metazoa; Rotifera; Eurotatoria; Philodinida; Philodinidae. The record is from the annotation of a GenBank genome assembly.